Messenger RNA from Astrephomene gubernaculifera, 1273 nucleotides. NCBI's taxonomy places the organism in Eukaryota, Viridiplantae, Chlorophyta, Chlorophyceae, Chlamydomonadales, Astrephomenaceae. The record is from the annotation of a GenBank genome assembly.
UUUUGCCGACUUGGAUAUGCCUCUUAAAGGCGCUUUAGGCGACACAAAAGCGGUUUCUGUUUACCAUAGCGAAUCUAGCGAUUAUUACUUUCCGAGCAGGUCAACCGCCAAGGCUUCGAAGCCGGUUACAAAUACCAAGCUUGCUUCGUGCCACUGUACCUCACGACUUGCUACGACACCGGGUCACAUCUCAGGAGGGUAUUUGUUGUAGAAAUGUAUGUACAGCGGUGUCAAGCAUCUGCCUUCUCGCGCAAGUCUGUUGGCUGCGUGCAGCAUCGUCGCAUUCUCCGGACCCGAACCAUGGCGACUAACAUUCAACGCUUCGACACGGGUCCGCGCCUGAGCGAAAUGGUGAUCCACAACGGAACCGUUUACCUAGCAGGCCAGGUACCCGAGGACACGAGCGUCGAUGCCAAGCAGCAGACCGCCUCCGUCCUCAAGCAAAUCGACGACCUGCUUGCACGUGCCGGCACCGACAAAACCAAAAUCUUGUCCACCCAGGUGUUCCUGCGCGACCUAGCGGACUUCCCGCUCAUGAACGAGGCGUGGGACGCCUGGGUGGCCCCCGGACAUGCGCCCACACGGGCCACUGUGGAGGCUAAGCUGGCUGACCCCGGCUGGAAGGUGGAGAUCGUGGUCGUCGCAGCGCUGUGAGUUAGGAGCAAAGAGUGCGGUGUGGUCGCAUCAUUUAUUGUUGAAGCCUUAUAAAAUGGUGUACCGUUUUUAGGGGUAGAGGGGCCCGGCUAGGAUGGAUGGUCACGGGUUGCUGGGCGCACGUACUAGCUAGCUAGCUAGAAGACUGGGGGGUGGGGUGAGACGGCGGAAGUUUGGGGACCCCGUCUGGCGGUGGCGACGAGGUUAGCAGUGUGGCGAUGUGGUUCGCUAAUGAUGGCUGGGAAGGUUGGGAGAAAGGGGUUUGCAAGAAUCAUUAAACGUGGUGAGCAGCAGGUAGAGAUACCGCAUACCGUGGAAGGCCUUGGGCAGCGCUAGUGCUUUCCGUGUAAACGCCAUUCAGUUGGUAGUUACACAAGCAGUUACGAGUGCGACUGUGUGACCUGCGUACCUCGUCACGCUGAAAUGCGAACUCGUCAUCAUGCACUGUAGUGACGCAUGCAUUCGACAUGCAUGCAUACAGUUACGGCAUACGGCUGCAACUUGUCGUAUCACUGGCGUACAUGGAAGGUACCUGAGAGGUUUGCCAUCGGAGAGCCACCGUAACAGGCGCGCGUCUCUGCGCAGAGGAUAUCAAUCCUGUAAGGGGAAAAUCACUGUC